Molecule: messenger RNA, 2615 nt
Organism: Vanessa tameamea
Lineage: Eukaryota; Metazoa; Arthropoda; Insecta; Lepidoptera; Nymphalidae
Gene: RN-tre
Product: USP6 N-terminal-like protein
Exons: 6
Coding region: 485-2332 (615 amino acids)
Source: RefSeq, a predicted model, not a curated record
UCAUAGUCAUCUCAAAAAGGGGGCGUUUUUCUUUUCUCAGAUGAUCUGAAUUCUCAACUAUUUCCUUUUAGUGUAUUAUUGAACUGAAUGUGUGUGAAUUGUGUUCGAAAUGUUCUCGUUAACUAUAUUUAAUUUAAAUAAAAACAUUCCACUUGAAAGUAUUUAAUGAACUCUUUACUUAACAGAACUUACAACCUGACUGCAAUAGUUGAUUAUCCUUGGCAUGUAAAAUUAUUGCAUUUGCUUAGAUCUGUGGUCAGAUUGCUCAAAAUAGCGUCGGAGAAUUUUUUAAUUAUUCAAAGGUUUAAAGACUUAAUAAGAAAUAUGUAAUAAAACAAAUUAACCUAUUACAUUGCAAUGUAGUCACAUCUAAGUUUUCGAUAUUUUAAUAAUACAGAAGGAUUAGCACUAUUUUAGUAGGUCGGUUAAACGAUUUUAGGUCGUGUAGGUGUUCGAUCGGUAUGUGGCACAAUCAGGCAGUGUUAUGAAUGAGGAGGCUCUGUUGGCACGGGCUUCCGAAGAGCGGGAGCGUAUCUUCCAAAGAUACGAGAGAGGGCGAGAGAACCUCGCUGGUCAAAUAGAUCCCUGGGAAGAUCCUGAAUUUGAGGAUUACCAUAAAACAGAUAGAUAUGGAUUCAUUCAUGAUGAGAGACUCACACAAAAGACUGCACCACAAAAAGUUAAUGUGGAAGUUGAAAGAGAGAAGAAAUGGGUCAAGAUGCUUGGAUCCUGGGAAUCGGCCACUACAAAGGAAAAGUUGCACAGGAGAAUAUACAAAGGCAUUCCAAACUCAUUAAGAAUUAAGAUAUGGUGCAAACUCCUAAACGUAAAUACCAUAAAAUCAGAUAACCCUGGGAAGUUUCAGGAGAUGCUUAAACUUGCAAAGCAAUGGUCUACAGAUGUGAGGCAGAUUGAUUCAGAUGUGAAUAGACAGUUCAGAGAACACCAGUUCUAUAGAGAAAGAUAUUCAGAAAAGCAGUGCUCAUUGUUCAAUGUUUUGUGUGCUUACAGUAUGUAUAACUCUGAAGUGGGUUAUUGUCAGGGCAUGUCUGGCCUAGCUGGUGUUUUGCUCAUGUAUAUGGACGAAGAAGAUGCUUUUUGGGCACUUGCCAUACUUUUGUCUGAUAAGAAAUAUGCCAUGCACGGAUUGUAUGUUGAAGGUUUUCCAAAACUAACAAGGUUUCUAGAACAUCAUGAUAAAAUUUUGAUCAAGUUUAUGCCAAAGCUGAAACAUCACUUUGAUAAGUUUGGUCUUGAUGCCAUACUUUACUCUCUCAAAUGGUUCUUUGUAUGCUUUGUGGAACGAGUGCCCUUCAGUUUAUGUUUGAGGGUGUGGGAUAUAUAUCUGCUUGAUGGAGAGCGAGUGAUUACUGCUAUGGCCUAUACUAUUCUUAAGCUCCAUAAAAAAGCUAUUAUGAAGUUAAAUGAUAUGGAUCUUAUUGUUAAUUUUAUUCAGGUGAAACUUCAUAAAGACUUUGGCUUUGAGGACGACAUUGUUAUUUAUCAUUUAGAACGAUCCAUGGAAGAACUAAAACGAGCUAAACUCGACUACCCUGGUCCACCGCCGCCCUCUGAGAUGCCACAGCGUCAACUCGGUUUGUUCGUGGAACCAGACAAAAAGUCGAAAAUUGGCCAAAGAGCCGAAAAUUUCUCUGAAACCGAAAAACAUGCUCGAGCUACAGUAAUUUUAAGGCGUGAAAAGGCGGCUCUUGAGUUGCAGGAGCUUCGAGUGUCACAGAGCGACACAGUUUCAGUGUUGUGUUCAGAUCACAGCGGGGUCGCGAGCGGCGUUCGGUGCGAGGAUUCGACGUCCGCGCUUGGUUCGCGUCGCUCGCUCGCCGACACGAGCGUGACGAGCACGGCUGACCUCAGCGUGUUCUCGAGCGGACGGUCGCACGCGCCGGACAACUCGCUGGACACGCACAGCAACAUCAGCGACGACGGCACUGGGUCAGAUGGAUCGGGCAUUUGUGGCCUGAGCAUACAGAGGGCGCCGUCGACUUCCCACUCGACGCCGAGAGCCACGCCACACCCGCCCUCCGUCUCGCCUCAGUCCGAAGACGUGGUCCGCAUCCACGUCACGUACAACCCCCUGGCCGCUAGUCCAUCGCAUUUACAACCAGUCAGUCCCUCCAAGUACAAAGCAUACGACGAACACCACAAGCCGAUGUCACUGGGAUUCUACACUAACGGCGCCGCGAACCUGCCGUCGGACAAUAGAAUCAGGAUCCAGGUAUCGUCCGAGGAGUUACUGACGCCCGUGGUCGACUCCGGUCGCAUCAUAACCCAACGUUACAUAGAAUCUCAUGCAGGGAUCUACGAUAUUAAUUGAAUUGAUCAAUGUAAUCGAUGAAUACUCGGUUUUAAUGGAUAUUUAUUUUACCUCGAACUAGGGUGUCGAGUUUUGUCCAGUUAAAAUGUAAAGGUGAUACAUUACUCGAAUUUACGUUUUUUAGCGAUUAUUCAGUAUGAAAGAUUUAAAUUAUUUUCUUAUAAUUAAUUUUUAUUAUUUUUUAACUCGAUCUGCUCUAUCAAUUGAAAUGAUGCCAUAUUUUUUUUGUAUAUUAGCAUUCCGUUUUUUUUAACGACAAUAAAAAUAUCAAUUUGGAUUUAUU